ACUUAGUCACCCAUCCCAUCAUCAUUCAUCCCCUACCUCAAAACCCUCCUAUCUAUGUACCUUUAUUGUCCAAACAAAAACAAAAAAUAGUCUUCAAUGACUCCAACAAGAGAUAUAUGCAUAUACAUAUAUAUAUAUAUAUACACAAUUAAUUAAGAAAUAGUUAGUAUUCUUUUGUUUCUUUCUUUAUAUUGGAAAAUCAUCUUCACAGUUAAGUUAGUUCACCCAAAGGAGGCGGAAGCUGAAGGAUAACUUUGCUAACGCGAAGUGGAUGGAGGCGGAGGAAGGUGGAGAGCCAAGGCUGCCGCUAUCGGUGGUGGUUUCUGAUUGCAUAAAGCGGUGGUUUCAAGACACGCUUAAGGAGGCAAGAACUGGUGAUAUCAACAUGCAGGUCCUUGUGGCCCAGAUGUACUAUAGUGGCUAUGGCGUUGCCAGAGAUGCUAACAAGGGAAGAAUUUGGAUAACAAAGGCGUCAAGAAUGAGGUCUUCAGUGUGGAAAGUUAGCAAUAAACGUCCUGGUUAUAAUGCGAGUGAUUCAGAUUCAGAUGAGAUGGCCGGUGAUUCUUGAGUUAGAUGCAUUGUAAUAGAAGUCUGAACUUUUUGCAGGGUCCUGAAGUGAGUUGGUGAUGGUCUCCUGCCUGGCGAGAUGAGAAUUCAUGGCUGCUAAAUUUAUAUUAUAUUAUUGGAUGGUAUUAGGAUGCAAGUGUAUAUGUAGUGAUUUGUGAUAUAUGGACUGACAGUUGUGGAUUAAGAUGUUGUGAUCAUAUUGGCAGGAUUUAUUAUUUGUUUUAAUCAGAAAAAUUAAGAUGUAGUGAA
Molecule: messenger RNA, 816 nt
Organism: Sesamum indicum (sesame)
Lineage: Eukaryota; Viridiplantae; Streptophyta; Magnoliopsida; Lamiales; Pedaliaceae
Molecular function (GO): protein binding
Source: RefSeq, a predicted model, not a curated record